Amoebophrya sp. A120 is the source of this 627-nucleotide messenger RNA. The record is from the annotation of a GenBank genome assembly. NCBI's taxonomy places the organism in Eukaryota, Dinophyceae, Syndiniales, Amoebophryaceae.
AUGUGCUAUCGGCGCAGCAUGCACAAGCAGCCUUUUUUGGCGUUUUAUCAUUUUUUCACAUAUUACUCACUGACUUCGAUUUUCAAUUUCCAAUCUUUUUUUAUACCAUUUGUUUUGCCUAUAUUUUCAUUUUUGAUUUAUUCAUCAUUUAAAAGUCGCUCUUCUCUCUAUCCAAGAAGUAUUGAGUCGUUCCAUCUGAAGAUAUCAAAGAAAAAAAUUACGUGCAAUACCGAUACAAAAAUACCGAUAGUACGACUAAAAACCACAACUCCUAACGUGACAGUCGCCCGCAUGUUUACCUCUGAGCAGUACGCUGACUGAAUUUAGAACUAAAAGAAACACUCCAUCGGCUUUUGCGCGUUGCUGCCGCCGGCCUGCAGCACGGGGCUGCUAUUGCUAUUCAGCCCUGGCCCUGUAUAGAAGAUUGAUGUUCUUGUUGUUCGCGAAAUUGGACGACGGGCUAGGUGGUGAAGUUUAGUAAGACAAUUUCAAUUCCCAAGAAGAAGUCCAGCUUGCGAAAUGCUCGGGAAUUCUUGUACCGGACGAGCAUAAAUGGGUCGUCGAUUUUUGCGAUGAUUCGCGUACCGCUCGUACGAUCCUGCAAUAUGAUCCUCCAACGUAGCGGCC